Molecule: messenger RNA, 3512 nt
Organism: Gossypium arboreum
Lineage: Eukaryota; Viridiplantae; Streptophyta; Magnoliopsida; Malvales; Malvaceae
Product: probable serine/threonine-protein kinase WNK9
Exons: 7
Coding region: 1171-3354 (727 amino acids)
Biological process (GO): translation; protein phosphorylation; intracellular signal transduction
Cellular component (GO): ribosome; cytoplasm
Molecular function (GO): structural constituent of ribosome; protein serine/threonine kinase activity; ATP binding
Source: RefSeq, a predicted model, not a curated record
UUAAACUUCAACUGAAUUAGAAAAGACUUGUAUAACAUUAGUAGAAGAGGAGGAGGAUAAGAUGAGAGGUGCCGGAAGGAGAAUAGAUAAAGGUGAAUAUUGUUGCAGCUGUGGGAGUUGGCUCGUUAGUUGUUAGGAGGGAGGAGGCAAGUGGUCAAGGACAAUGGGAGACGUUGGCUUAGGGGGUUCUCCUGUAAGUUAGGGAGUUGUCCAGUGCUGGAAGCUGAGUUAUAGGGGACUUUUAAGGGAGUUAAACUAGCAUGAAAGAAAAGAGUUAAGAAGAUUGUCUUAGAGAUGAAUUGUAUAGAGGUAAUUAACAUAUUAAGUGGUCAUAUUUGAGAUUAGAAUUUAUCAUGAGAAUAGAUAUGAAAUGAAAAGUCUUUGACAAACUUUACUGUAUGGUGCAUGACAUUGUGGUGGUUGAAACUCUUAAUACAAUGAUAAAAUUUUUCCUCCUAAAAAAAUAUUUAAGGAAUAUGGAGUUUUGAUUGGUGGUUAGGUAAAAGGUUGGAGCUUGGUAUGGGAGACACAGGGGAAGAGCUAGAAUGUUAGAUAUUACACAGUUUUGACAAAGUAGCAGUUGUUUAUUUGGAUUAUUUAAUGUCCAAAUUGUAACAUAUGUAUGUGAUAAAAACUGGAACAUGAAACAGGUUUGAGCAUCAAACUUCAAAGGUGGGGUCAUUGUUUUCUAAUGAAUUAAAUUACCUUGAAAUUUUUAACAUUUUCUUUUCUUAAGAUUUAUUUCACUUGUUUGUCAUGUUCUUUCAUGGGGGUGUUUUUUUCAUUUUUUUAUGUGUCCCCUCAAAAAAAAAAAAGUGGCAGGUUUUGCCUAAAAAACUCGUCUUUUAACUCAAAAACUCUCUCUUUCUUUGUUCCUUUUCAUGUGAAUAAUUCAUCAUUUCUUUCAUCUUUCUUUUUCUCUUUCCCUUCCCCCCUCCUCUCUCUCUCUCUCUCUCUCUCUCUCUCUCUCUCUCUCUCCAAAAAGGCUACAGAAAAGUUGUUUUUAUUUAUUUAUAUUUGUAUGAAAAAACCCCAAAAUUUCCCCUCAUUUCUUGCCCAGUUUAUAAAGAGAAAUCUUUGUUUUAACAGGGAAAAGGAAGAAAAUAAAGGAUAACAUAAACACAAAAUAAAUUUAUUCCUUUUUUUAUUACAAUUUUUAAUCUUUUGAGUAUGAAUGGUCUUUUACAUCUUGAAGAACCAGAUUGUUCUGAGUUUGUUGAAGUUGAUCCAACUGGAAGAUAUGGCAGAUACAAUGAAAUCCUUGGAAAAGGAGCUUCAAAGACAGUUUAUAGAGCAUUUGAUGAGUAUGAAGGGAUUGAAGUUGCUUGGAACCAAGUCAAACUUUAUGAUUUUCUUCAAAGCCCUGAAGAUCUUGAAAGACUGUAUUGUGAGAUUCAUCUCCUUAAGACAUUGAAGCACAAGAAUAUUAUGAAGUUCUAUACUUCUUGGGUUGAUACCGCCAAUAGGAACAUUAAUUUUGUCACUGAAAUGUUCACUUCUGGAACUUUAAGACAGUAUAGGCUAAAGCAUAAGAGAGUGAACAUUAGAGCAGUGAAGCAUUGGUGUAGGCAGAUCUUGAGAGGCCUUCUUUAUCUCCAUAGCCAUGAUCCCCCUGUGAUUCAUAGAGAUCUUAAAUGUGACAAUAUUUUUGUCAAUGGCAACCAAGGAGAAGUUAAGAUCGGCGAUCUCGGCCUUGCGGCGAUUCUCCGCAAAUCUCAUGCUGCUCAUUGUGUUGGAACACCAGAGUUUAUGGCUCCAGAGGUUUACGAAGAAGCCUACAAUGAAUUAGUUGACAUUUAUUCGUUCGGAAUGUGCAUUUUAGAAAUGGUUACUUUCGAGUAUCCUUAUAGUGAGUGCACGCAUCCAGCUCAAAUCUACAAGAAAGUUGUCUCUGGUAGAAAACCAGAUGCUUUGUAUAAAGUUAAGAAUCCGGAAGUCCGACAAUUUGUUGAGAAAUGUUUGGCAACUGUGUCUUUGAGGCUAUCUGCGAGAGAGUUGUUAAAUGACCCUUUUCUCCAGAUUGAUGAUUGUGAAUAUGAUUUGAGACAACUAGAAUAUGGGAGGGAACUUGAUGAAGUCGGUCCUCUCAUUAGGCUACCGUAUCUCGAGUUUCAUCACUAUAGUAAUUCUUAUAGUAACGGAUACUCAAAUGGUUAUGGUUACGAAACACCAAAUGAAUGGGGGUAUCAUCCUGCUGAAAUUGAACCAAGUGGAAUCGAGCUUUUUGAAUAUCAAGAGGAUGAACAUGCUGCAAAUGUAGACAUAAGCAUCAAGGGGAAGAUGGGAGAUGAUGGUGGUAUCUUUUUGAGACUUCGGAUUGUCGAUAAAGAAGGUCGUAUUAGAAACAUAUAUUUCCCAUUCGAUGUUGAAACUGAUACAGCAUUGAGUGUUGCUACUGAAAUGGUUUCAGAAUUGGAUAUCACUGACCAAGAUGUGACUAAAAUAGCUGAUAUGAUCGAUGGAGAAAUUGCUUCCUUAGUACCUGGUUGGAGACGGGGGCCGGGAAUUGAUGAAUCACCGCACUUUUCGAAUCAGAACUUUUGUCAUAAUUGUGCUUCAAACCGUACAUCUACCGGCUCCCUCUUAGAUUUUUUGACACAUAAUGGAGGUGUCAAAGACUCGCGAGUUCUUCAGUGUUGUAGAACUGGAUGUGCUUCAAUGCAUGGCCGGUUUGAAGAGAUUACUUUUCAAGUCGAGGAAUCCGAGCAUUGUGUGACAGAUGGUGCACCGAACGAGUCAAGCCAAUCGGACAAUUUGCAUUACCAGGAAAUAUGGGAUCAGCACGAAAAUCAUGAACUUAGACACAGAAAUUCAGACGAAGAGUUCGAUAAAUCAGAUCAAUCAUUCUCGGCAAAUGAUGAUAAAGAAGUUAGAGAAGAAAAGAAAAUCCAAUCUCCUAACAGGAAUUCAAUCCAAUGUUUGACAAGCUCUCGGUCUUUCUCCGAAGUUCAUUCAUUAUACUGUGAUCUCUCCGACAAUUACGAGAAUGAAGUCCAACAGGAACUGAGAUGGCUUAAAGCAAAGUACCAGAUGGAAUUAAGAGAACUUAGAGAUCAACAACAAUUAGGAAUUGUAUCAGACUCUUCAAACUGCAGUAACAAAGACAAGAACAGAAACAAUGACAUUCCGCCAUUAUCGACUUUUGCCCCUAACAAGCAUUUUAACUCCGAUUUCCAUGACAAUAAGAAUAAGAGGUGCCCCAAUUCAGCUAACCGAGGUGGCCAGUAUCGCAAACCGGCAGAAUCUCCAAGAGUUAAGGAGAUGGUCACUGCUCAAAAUUUCUUUACUGGACCACUGCUUCCACAAUCUCUUCAUAGAACAAGUUCCCUUCCAGUUGAUGCUGUUGAUAUAUAACGUAAGACUCUGCAUUCUUUUGAACAUUUCUCUAUAUUUUUAGAGGCUGAAAUAAAUAUGAAAUCAACCCCUUUUUAUUUUUUGGUCCAUCAAUGUUCAAUCCAAUUAGUUUUUCUCUAUAAUAUCAUACAAAAAUCGACAUCUUUGCCGUCUUAUAA